UCACUGAUGGGCACUGAAAGGCAGCACUAAUAGGGGGCACUGGCAGGCAGCACUGAUAGGCGGCACUGACUGGCAUUGAUAGGUGGCACUGAAAGGCAGCUCAGAUGGGCACUGAUAUGUUGCAUUGAUGUGCACUGAUAGGUACUGAUAUGUGGCACUGAUGGGCAUUGGUGGGUGACAUUGAUGGGCACUGACAGGUGGCACGGCUGGGGCUACACUGAUCAUCAGGGCACGCUUAUCAGUGCCCUGAUGAUCAGUGUACAUGUCCCCUCUGAGUACACCGAUCGCAGCACUGCAUGCCCCCGGGGUUGCGCACGCGCAGUUUACAGU
Molecule: messenger RNA, 330 nt
Organism: Staurois parvus
Lineage: Eukaryota; Metazoa; Chordata; Amphibia; Anura; Ranidae
Source: the annotation of a GenBank genome assembly